Messenger RNA from Jaculus jaculus (lesser Egyptian jerboa), 5435 nucleotides. It is a transcript of the gene Washc4, whose product is annotated as WASH complex subunit 4. Gene Ontology annotation, cellular component: endosome; WASH complex. Lineage: Eukaryota; Metazoa; Chordata; Mammalia; Rodentia; Dipodidae. Gene Ontology annotation, biological process: endosomal transport; endosome organization. The record is from RefSeq and is a predicted model, not a curated record. The coding region runs from base 111 to 3632 and encodes 1173 amino acids. The transcript is spliced from 33 exons.
GGGUGAGGCCCGGCGUCGGCGCCCGGGGCUGCUCGGGCUCUGAGGUGGGGUGUGUGUGCGUGUGUGUGUGUGUAUGUGCGCGUGCGUGUGGGUGGCAGGUUCCCGCGGCGAUGGCGGUGGAGACUCUGUCCCCGGACUGGGAGUUCGACCGCGUCGACGACGGCUCGCAGAAAAUUCAUGCUGAAGUUCAGCUCAAGAACUACGGAAAAUUUCUUGAGGAGUAUACAUCACAAUUGAGAAGAAUUGAGGAUGCUCUGGAUGAUUCAAUUGGAGAUGUUUGGGAUUUCAAUCUUGAUCCUAUAGCACUAAAGCUUUUGCCAUAUGAACAGUCUUCUCUUUUGGAACUCAUAAAGACUGAAAACAAGGUUUUAAAUAAAGUCAUCACUGUUUAUGCUGCACUUUGUUGUGAAAUCAAGAAAUUGAAAUAUGAGGCUGAAACUAAGUUCUACAAUGGCCUGUUGUUUUAUGGAGAAGGAGCCACAGAUUCCAGCAUGGUGGAAGGUGAUUGCCAGAUUCAAGUGGGGAGAUAUAUCUCAUUCCUGCAGGAACUUUCUUGUUUUGUUACAAGGUGCUAUGAAGUGGUCAUGAAUGUAGUUCAUCAGCUGGCUGCCCUCUACAUCAAUAACAAGAUUGCACCUAAAAUUAUAGAGACAACUGGAGUUCAUUUUCAGACUAUGUAUGAACACUUGGGAGAACUGCUAACAGUUUUGCUUACCCUGGAUGAAAUUAUUGAUAAUCAUGUCACAUUGAAAGACCACUGGACUAUGUACAAAAGGUUAUUGAAAUCUGUUCAUCACAAUCCUUCAAAAUUUGGAAUUCAGGAAGAAAAAUUGAAGCCAUUUGAAAAGUUCUUGCUAAAGCUAGAAGGGCAGUUACUUGAUGGAAUGAUAUUCCAGGCCUGUAUAGAACAGCAGUUUGAUUCUCUCAAUGGAGGAGUUUUGGUAUCAAAAAAUAGCACUUUUGCAGAGGAGUUUGCACAUAGCAUUCGCUCAAUUUUUGCAAAUGUGGAAGCCAAACUUGGUGAGCCUUCUGAGAUUGACCAGAGAGACAAGUAUGUUGGGAUCUGUGGGCUUUUUGUCUUGCACUUCCAAAUUUUCAGAACUAUUGACAAAAAGUUUUAUAAGUCUUUACUGGACAUUUGUAAGAAGGUACCAGCCAUUACUCUAACUGCUAAUAUUAUUUGGUUCCCUGAUAGUUUUCUGAUUCAGAAAAUACCAGCAGCUGCCAAACUUGUAGACAGAAAAAGUCUUCAAGCUAUUAAAAUACACAGGGAUACUUUCCUACAGCAGAGAGCUCAGUCACUUACUAAAGAUGUGCAGUCUUACUACGUCUUUGUGAGCUCAUGGAUGAUGAAAAUGGAGUCUAUUUUAUCUAAAGAGCAGAGAAUGGAUAAAUUUGCUGAAGACCUCACCAAUAGAUGUAAUAUUUUUAUACAGGGUUUCUUAUAUGCAUAUAGUAUUAGUACCAUUAUUAAAACCACAAUGAAUCUCUAUAUGUCCAUGCAAAAGCCAAUGACCAAAACAUCAGUUAAGGCAUUAUGCAGGCUCAUUGAACUUCUUAAGGCAAUAGAGCACAUGUUCUACAGGAGAAGCACAGUUGUGGCUGAUUCAGUUUCACAUAUAACACAGCACCUUCAGCAUCAGGCUCUCAACUCUAUCUCUGUAGCCAAGAAAAGAGUAAUUUCAGACAAAAAAUACAGUGAACAGCGUCUUGAUGUGCUCUCUGCUUUAGUUUUGGCGGAAAACACUCUAAAUGGGCCAAGCACAAGGCAGCGGCGACUGAUUGUUUCUUUGGCACUCAGUGUUGGCACACAGAUGAAAACAUUUAAAGAUGAAGAGCUCUUUCCCCUUCAAGUGGUCAUGAAAAAGCUGGAUCUUAUCAGUGAACUUAGAGAACGAGUCCAAACUCAAUGUGACUGUUGUUUUUUAUAUUGGCAUCGAGCUGUCUUCCCAAUUUAUUUAGAUGAUGUAUAUGAAAAUGCUGUUGAUGCAGCUAGAUUACAUUACAUGUUCAGUGCUUUACGAGACUGUGUGCCUGCAAUGAUGCAUGCGAGGCAUUUGGAAUCCUAUGAGGUACUUCUGGAUUGCUAUGACAAAGAAAUCAUGGAAAUUUUAAAUGAGCAUUUGCUGGAUAAGUUGUGCAAAGAAAUAGAGAAGGAUCUGAGACUUUCUGUGCAUACUCACCUGAAGUUGGAUGACCGGAACCCUUUCAGAGUUGGCAUGAAAGACCUGGCCCUUUUCUUCUCUCUCAAUCCAAUUCGGUUUUUCAAUCGUUUCAUUGACAUUCGAGCUUAUGUAACUCACUAUCUAGACAAGACUUUCUACAACCUCACAACAGUAGCUCUGCAUGACUGGGCCACCUACAGUGAAAUGAGAAAUUUGGCUACUCAGCGUUAUGGAUUAGUUAUGACAGAGGCACAUCUUCCUAGCCAGACAUUGGAGCAGGGACUUGAUGUUUUGGAAAUCAUGAGAAAUAUUCAUAUAUUUGUGUCUCGAUUCCUCUAUAAUCUCAACAAUCAGAUUUUUGUUGAACGGACAAGCAAUAAUAAACAUUUGAAUACCAUUAAUAUUCGGCAUAUUGCUAAUUCAAUUCGAACACAUGGCACAGGAAUCAUGAAUACAACAGUUAAUUUCACCUACCAGUUUUUGAAAAAGAAGUUCUAUAUAUUUAGUCAAUUCAUGUAUGAUGAGCAUAUCAAAUCCAGAUUGAUUAAAGAUAUUCGUUUUUUCAGGGAAAUCAAGGAACAAAAUGAUCACAAGUAUCCUUUUGAUAGAGCAGAAAAAUUUAAUCGUGGUAUAAGAAAACUUGGAAUCACACCAGAGGGACAAAGCUACCUUGAUCAAUUCAGGCAACUCAUCAGUCAAAUUGGUAAUGCUAUGGGCUAUAUAAGAAUGAUAAGAUCUGGUGGUCUUCAUUGUAGCAGCAAUGCCAUUAGAUUUGUGCCUGAUCUUGAAGAUAUUGUCAACUUUGAAGAACUAGUAAAAGAAGAAGGUCUUUCAGAAGAAACAUUAAAAGCAGCAAGGCAUUUGGACUCAGUCCUCAGUGAUCAUACUCGGAAUUCUGCUGAAGGUACUGAGUAUUUCAAAAUGCUUGUGGAUGUUUUUGCUCCUGAAUUUCGAAGACCAAAGAAUAUACAUCUACGAAAUUUCUAUAUCAUUGUACCUCCUUUAACUCUGAACUUUGUAGAGCAUUCUAUUAGUUGCAAGGAAAAAUUGAAUAAAAAAAAUAAAAUUGGAGCUGCCUUUACUGAUGAUGGUUUUGCCAUGGGUGUGGCCUAUAUCCUAAAGCUUUUGGAUCAAUAUCAGGAAUUUGAUUCACUUCACUGGUUCCAGUCUGUUAGAGAGAAAUACAUCAAGGAGAUAAGAGCAGUUGCCAAGCAACAAAAUAUUCAGUCAACGAGUCAAGAUGAAAAACUGCUACAAACCAUGAACCUCACUCAGAAGCGACUAGAUGUCUAUCUACAGGAAUUUGAGUUGCUGUAUUUCUCAUUGAGCAGUGCAAGGAUUUUCUUCAGAGCAGACAAAACUGCAGCUGAAGAGAGCCAAGAAAAGAAAGACAAGGAAGAGGAAAUGAAAGCAAGCGGUGGAGAUCUGCCUGAUUGCACUGUGUCUGCUGACCCUGUGGUGAAAUGACGGUGUGAGAGUCAGAGCUGUGUGAAUGCCUUUGCCAGUGAAAUGAUGUUUAAGCUAUCUGGUGAAUAUUUCCUGGGUCAUGCCUCUGGAAAACACGUAGAUGUUGCAGCUGUUUAAGACAGUGCUCUUGAGUAAGUCUUAUCUAUUUCUAAAGGCUCUACUUUUCAAGGGCUGAGAAUAAGAUUUUAAAAUUGAAUUUUCAUCUGGAACUUCAGGCUAGCAGAUGUUCCUAGGAACACUUACUUCAUGAAGUUAUAGAAGGACAAAUCCAAAUUCCCAAACUGUUGCCUCAGAAUUCUUAUAAUCUAUGUGAGUGUUUGUAAUUUAUAUUUGCAUAGGUCUUUGAUCAAUAUUUAUCUGAAGUCAAUUGGAAAAAAUCAGUACAUAGACUGUAUACAGCCAGUAAGUACAUAUCUAAAAAAGAAUUGAGCCUAAAAUUCAUGAGGCGUACAUAUCAUGAUGCUUAUUAAAAAGCUGUAUGAAAUGGCUUUGAUACUAGAGGUGAGGCACAGUAUGUGUGUACCCUUUGUGCACAGUGUAUAACUGGUGAUCCUUCAUGCAUUGUUAAUUUCAUGUGAUUCACAAGAGCUGCUGAUGUCUUUGAUGAGACAGAUUAUAACCAGUUUACAUUGCUUUGGGAACAUUUACCCUCCAUUAACUGCUUUACAUUUAAGAUUUACUUAACACUCAAAGAAAGCUCAGAUAAAGCCAUAAAGUCCUGCUUGAAGCAUCACUUCGAUUUGAAGUGAUGUAUAUCAUAAAAAAAGAAUUAUUUCUACAUCCAAACUCAGGUUUCUUCUACAUUACAUUAAGUUGAAAUCUUGGUGAUGGUUUAGGCAGACUUUUCUUUUAUCAAGUAUAAGAUUAAAUAACUGCAUUAUGGCAGGCUUUCAAAAAUUUACCACUGUGAGUAUUUAAUAGAACUAAUAAACCACUUACUGAUUUUAAAAGUAUGAAAGAUUUUGAGUAAUUUUUGUUCCCAAUAAGCAACUAGCUUUAUUUUUGUAAAAGUAUGUUUGUUAGUGGUUAGAUGGAUUAAUGAUGGCCUUUGUAAAAUACAAUAAAAUGAUGCCUUUAUGAUGAAAAAGAAAGUUUAAAACCUUAGAUGUAAUUCAAAUAUCAUUUUUGGGAAAUGCUUGAUUUUUUAAAUUGUAUUUGCCUGCUAAACCUUGCUUUGGAUAAAUCCUGCAAGUCAUCCUAACACUGUUAGAAUUUUGACAUUGUUCUUUGAUCCCAGCUUUUGGAAUAGGUAUGCAGUGCCCUGCCUGUAAUCAUUGGUCAGGAUCAGGGAACUUUCCCAGCCCAAGAGAAAUCCUUUCACUGCUCAGUCAGAAGAAAAGAGUAUGUUUUUUAUUAUGUAGACAUGGUUUACGGAAUUAUGGACAAUGAAUGGAUUAAAGGCAUUGGUAUUUGUGAUUCAUACUAACUGUAGAAAUGGCCCUAAAGCAUGCUGCAUAAUUAAUAAUUUAUAUUUUCAUUAUUAUAAAUGUUUAUAUUAAAUGAUACUGGAUUUGAUUAUAUCAGAUUAAUCACCAUUUUAUAGCACCAGUAUGUUCUGUUCUUUUUUUUUUUUUUUAACAGUCUUUGUUCAUUGUCCCCACAUGUUAAUGUUGAGUUAUCAUCAAUGUUGGAGUUCACUUGUGAACUCCUUGAGUACCUAUAAUUGAGAAGAAAGUGACUAUUAUUUUACCUUUAGUUAAAAAUAAUGUCACUGCAGUCUGGACAAAUGAUAAGUUCAUAUUUUUGAAAUGGAAUCUCUGAAAAGAUGAGUGUUUAAAUGGUAUUAAAGUACAGAAUAACAAA